AUGCCAAGCGGAGCAAGCCCCGAGCUGCACCCUAGCACUCCUUUCGGUAAUCCUCCGGUGAUUCAGACUACGGUCGAAGCGGACCUUUUGGCUCAAAUGACUUCCCUUCGGAAGGAAAUGGCCAAGCUUCAAGAAAAUAACAAACUCCUCUCGUCCAAAGUAGACGAAACCCAGCGGCUGCUUAAUCAGCAGGAAACGCAGAAUAUUCAAGCUACAGAACCUUUCCAAAGUCUGCAGACCCCCAGUCGGCAGAAGAAAGGGAAGAAGGGGGCAAAGGCAACGCCUGAGCCUUCCAAACAGCUGGUAGUCCCGGCUCCAUGGGACCAGCCUCACGUACCAAAGAAGGUCUACACCAAGUGUCGCCAUCGGAUCAACGACAAGGGGGUCGAACGGCAGAGGUCCCCAAUCAGGAUCAAUGCUGGCCUGCGAGAGUCACGGAUGAGGGUCCUUAGAAACAAAUCACCCCUUAGGAAGGUCCAAGGGUCGGAGUCGGAGGUAGAAUCUGAUGUUGAGUAUGCCCCCUCCAAGGGCACCGAAUCAAACUACCAUUCGGAAACUCCCACGGAGUAUUCGAAGGCAAGACCACCAAGUCCGAGGAGAACUUCCGAAGACUACAGUUCUGAGGAGGUCCCAAGCUGA
This is a messenger RNA of Prunus armeniaca (apricot), 639 nucleotides long. Lineage: Eukaryota; Viridiplantae; Streptophyta; Magnoliopsida; Rosales; Rosaceae. The record is from the annotation of a GenBank genome assembly.